AUGGAGGGCGAUUCUAUGCCUGAUGCUCGAACAUCCCCGACACUGCGAUUGCAGACCACCGUCGCCGACUUCCCUGCGCCGUCUCUGUCACCCACUUUUAAGCUGGACGAAGGAUACUCCGAUGAGACCCGAAGCCAGGCAGAGAAGGACCCGGGUUCGGACAAUGUGAUGAUGCUUCCGAACUGGGUGCUCGCUCAGAGCGAGGCCGGCAGAGCUGAGCUGGCGUACAGUCUCCUACGGUCUCUACGUACCUCAAGCAUCGCCGCAGUGGUUGAACGACUCAAUCCAAUUCUCCACAUGGAUCCGGUUGUCAAGCUUCCCCCCGAACUCACAUGGGAGAUCUUUUCCUACCUCGACCCCAAAACGCUCCUGAACUGCUCGCUUUCGUCCCGCGCGUGGCGUGAACGGAUUCUGGAUUCGGGUCUAUGGCGGUUUCUCUACAUCAAUGAAGGCUGGCGCAUGGAUGUGCGUGCGAUUCGUGCCUUCGAACAGGAACAUUCCGAACCCAUCUCGCCCCAGUCCCGAAAGUCUCGCCUGCGACACAACGAACCAGACAUCGGGGAGCCUAAGCACAAAAAGCGCGUGCCGCCAACGUGGCUCUCUUCGCGAAGCACUGAAGAACAAAGAGUCGCUGGGCUCAACUUUGCACCCGCAGUGGCCGAUAAUGAGGGUGAUCACCACAUGACAGAUGACGACCAAAGUGAUCCUUCGCUGGCCAGCUCGAACCACACUCCGCCAACCCCUUCUUUCCGAAUUCCCUCAUCGCUAUACCCACCUUUACAAUCGUCCCUCCUCACGCGUGCUCCUGACGGAAGUGUCAAAGUCAACUGGUCUCAUCUCUAUAAGCAGCGUAGGCGACUCGAAAAGAAUUGGCACCAAGGCCGAUACACCAAUUUCCAGCUUCCCGACCCAUCUCACCCGGAGGAAGCACACCGAGAAUGCGUCUAUGCGAUCCAGUUCGAAGGAAGAUGGCUGGUCAGUGGGAGCCGAGACAAGACAGUCCGUGUCUGGAAUCUGGAUACAAAGCGCUUAUGGCACACCCCGCUAAUAGGCCACGCAAAGUCCGUUCUCUGCCUUCAAUUUGAUCCUAGCCCCGAGGAGGAUGUCAUCAUUUCUGGCAGCAGCGACAAGACCGUCAUUGUAUGGAAAUUCUCGACUGGAGAAAAAAUCCACCAGAUCACCAAGGCACACGCAGAUUCGGUCUUGAAUCUGAAGUUCGAUCGUCGGUUCCUGGUCACCUGCUCCAAGGACCGAACCGUUAAAGUAUGGAACCGCAGGGAGCUUCUGCCGAAUGACAAGGAUUACCCACGUAUCUGCCGAGGCGGAGGUGCAACUUACCCUUCGCACAUUAUUGAUCUCACCGACAUUGCACCAAACAUGCUCGAGGCUGGCAUUGCCAAUGGACAAAUCAAAGCUUUGCAGCCUUACUCACUGCUUAUGACCGUGGAAGGGCACGGAGCUGCGGUCAAUGCGAUGCAAAUCCACGGCGAUGAGAUUGUGACCGCGUCUGGUGAUCGCAUGAUCAAGGUCUGGAGCAUUCGCAAUGGUGCCUGUUUGAAGACUUUGAUGGGCCACGAGAAAGGUAUCGCGUGUGUUGAAUUUGACAGCCGAAGGAUCAUCAGUGGCAGCAAUGAUAACACAGUUCGCAUCUAUGAUCAUGUUUCCGGGGCCGAGGUGGCGUGUCUGCGCGGUCACAGCAAUCUUGUUCGUACCCUUCAAGCAGGCUUUGGUGAUCGUCCCGGAGCCGACGAAACCCUGCGACAAGAAGCGCAAGCAGUGGAAAAUGAGUUCUUCGCCGCCCAAGAGGCCGGGGAGUCUGUUGACCUGGGCGCUCGGGAACAACGGCGCAGCGGUCAUCGAGUCAACACUGCAGGAUCCCGAGACCCUCGCGAUAUCACCGCUCUGGGGGCAAAGAUCCCCCCUGGUGGUGGAGGUAGCAGCUGGGCCCGCAUCGUAUCAGGGUCCUAUGACGAGACAAUCUUGAUCUGGCACAAGGAUCGUGAUGGCAGGUGGACAAUGGCUCACCAGCUGCGACAAGCGGAUGCCGUUACCAACGCCGCUCGUGGGAACCUCAGCCAAGUAGCACGGACUACUGUCGCGGCUCAGGCUCAACAGCUGCAAGCAGCACAGGUUCUGAUGACACUUCCCACGUCCCAGGCGGGACAAAAUGGUACCGGGAAUAAUAUAGCUCAAGCUGGACCUGCCAACCAGAACAACCCGGUUGCCCAUGCCAAUGCAGCUCCUCCGGCUGGUACACUGGGGCAGGCACCCAACCCACCUCUCGCUCACCACCAUCAUCACCACGUUCACCCACGGAGACAAGCUAUCAUUCCAACCCCCACUGCGAGAGUAUUCAAACUCCAGUUCGAUGCACGAAAGAUCAUUUGCGCCAGUGUCGACCCACGUAUUGUGGGAUGGGAUUUCGCCUGCGAUGACGAAGAACUCAUUGAGGCAUGCCAGUUUUUCCAGGGACUAUAA
This is a messenger RNA of Penicillium canescens, 2478 nucleotides long. Its product is annotated as F-box and WD domain protein. Lineage: Eukaryota; Fungi; Ascomycota; Eurotiomycetes; Eurotiales; Aspergillaceae. Gene Ontology annotation, molecular function: protein binding. Bases 1 to 2478 code for a protein of 825 amino acids. The transcript has 2 exons. The record is from RefSeq and is a predicted model, not a curated record.